UCCCUCUUUCUCUUUUUCACAAUUUUGCUGAAUUUUGCAGUAAAAAUAAUGUCGAACGAAAGCGUCGAAACUGGGAAAAACAACGUCGAAGAUGAUUCUGUUGUUCGAUCAUUAUUUCCAAAUGGCAUGAAAGUUUUAGUUGUUGAUGACGAUCCUGUUUGUCUAAAAUACGUCACUAAGUUGCUUGAUUGCUGCAAAUAUUAUCAAGUUACUUCAAUGAUUAAUCCAGUUGAAGCACUAAACCUAUUAGAGAAGAACGAGGUCAAAUUCGACUUGUUAUUAACAGACGUAUGUAUGGAGUUAAUUAACGGAUUUAACCUUCUAGAAGCCGCCCGUAAACAUGACAUCACGGUGGUGCUGAUGUCGGGCCACGACGACCCGAAAAACGUCAAGAACGGCGUUAUGCACGGCGCUCGGUAUUUCUUGAGUAAACCUGUAAAUUUGAAAGAUAUAAAGCUAAUUUGGCAACAUGUUUUUCGAAAUCUGAUCGAAAAAUGCUCGAUGAAGGAGAAUUUUGGUGAAGAAAACGAGGUUUUGAUGAAGAAGGGGAAGUUUAAGACGAUGAGGAGUGGUGGUGGUGGUGAUGAUGAUGAUGAUGCUGCUGCGGUGGCGGAGGUGGAGGCGGCGGCGGUGGUGGCGGAGAAGCAGCGGAGGAGGGAAAGGGUGAGGUGGAGUCAUGAACUUCAUACUGAGUUUGUGGCGGCGAUUGAGAAGCUUGGAGGGAAAGAUAAGGCCGUACCUAAGAAGAUUCUAGAAAUGUUGGGGAGAAAGUAUAAUUUGACUCGAGAAAAUGUUGCGAGUCAUUUGCAGAAAUAUCGAAGGAGUCUUUCGAAGAAUAAGGUUCAGGUUCAGGGCAUUCAUCUGCAGCAGAAUAACAGCAAAAACAACAAUAAUACCAGCACCACCACCAGUUUAACUGAUCAUCAUUCUUUCAUGGUUCCGACUCCGGUUGCAGCACCGCCUUCAGGUGGUGGUGGUGGUGGUCAGAUGACAAUUGGUGGGCCCACAUUAACCCGCCACCACCACCAUCUUCCUCCUCCUCUGCGACAACCAUUGAACAACGGUAGUAAUCCAUGGUUGAUGAACCAUCAUCAUCAUAUGGAUCAUCAUCAGCCACAACCAUUGCAGGUUAUGCCAAGUCAGGUGAUUAUGCAACCACAAAGAAUGAUGCAGUUUAACUGGAAUUACUCCAUGGGUGGCAAUCAUUUAUCCCAAAUGAAUCAUCUUCAACAACAACAACAACAGCAACAACAACUUCAGCAACAGCAACAACAACAACAACAACAACUUCAGCAACAGCAACAGCAACUGAUACCUUAUGGGGAUUUCAGAACAUUGCAAACAGAUUCCUGUGAUUCGGUAGGGAUGCAAGUGACUGAUGAUUUCUUUGAUAAUAAUAAUAACCGCGAUUCUUCUAAUGAUGUUGGUUUUGGUAAUGGGUUUAUGAUUGAUGGGAGUUUCAAAUCAUUGCUUGAAGAAUUGUAGUCGAAUUACUACUACCAGUUCGACUGUUCGAGGUGUAGAUAGAUAGAUAGAUAGAUAGAUAAUGAGACUUUUAUCGAAGGAGAUUAGUGGUAAGUCUUGAUUAGACUACAGUAAUUGUGAUGGUAAUUGAAUGAAACAGAUUGUAGAAUCAGUUUUAUUUCUUUUUCUAGUUAUAUGUAUUAUUAAAGAUAAUGGUGUUCUUGU
This is a messenger RNA of Spinacia oleracea (spinach), 1689 nucleotides long. RefSeq names its product two-component response regulator ARR10-like. The coding region runs from base 49 to 1485 and encodes 478 amino acids. The record is from RefSeq and is a predicted model, not a curated record. Lineage: Eukaryota; Viridiplantae; Streptophyta; Magnoliopsida; Caryophyllales; Amaranthaceae. Gene Ontology annotation, molecular function: DNA binding. Gene Ontology annotation, biological process: phosphorelay signal transduction system; cytokinin-activated signaling pathway. The transcript has 3 exons.